Molecule: messenger RNA, 2083 nt
Organism: Centropristis striata (black sea bass)
Lineage: Eukaryota; Metazoa; Chordata; Actinopteri; Perciformes; Serranidae
Gene: mmp24
Product: matrix metallopeptidase 24
Exons: 10
Coding region: 16-1869 (617 amino acids)
Biological process (GO): extracellular matrix organization; collagen catabolic process; proteolysis
Cellular component (GO): extracellular matrix
Molecular function (GO): metalloendopeptidase activity; zinc ion binding
Source: RefSeq, a predicted model, not a curated record
UUCGGGGACACAGCCAUGGCGACGGGAGGAGGAGGAGUGAGGCGGAGGAGGAAAGCGGGGCUCCCGGGAUUCUGCUGGAAAACCUGCUACUUUCCUAUUUUGUUCUGGGUCGUUUCCGUAUGCGGGGAGGAGAGGACGCUGAUUGUGGAGACGUGGCUGAAGAACUACGGCUACCUGCUGCCUCACGACGUCCGCACGUCAGAUUUGCGGCAGGAGAAAGCCAUGCAGUCGGCCGUAGCCGCCAUGCAGCGCUUCUACGGCAUCCCUGUGACGGGAAUACUGGAUGAGACGACUAUAGAGUGGAUGAAGAGACCUCGCUGUGGCGUCCCAGAUCAUCCUCACACCAGCCGCCGGCAGAGGAACAAACGCUACGCUCUAACGGGACAGAAAUGGAGAGAUAAAAAGAUCUCCUACAGCAUAUCUAACUUCACCCCUAAAGUGGGAGAGAAGGACACGCAGAGAGCGAUCCGACAGGCCUUCAACGUGUGGCAGACGGUCACUCCGCUCUCCUUCCAGGAGGUGCCGUACUCGGACAUCAAGAACGAGAGGAAGGAGGCUGACAUCAUGAUCUUCUUCGCCUCUGGUUUCCAUGGUGAUAGCUCUCCGUUUGACGGAGAGGGGGGUUUCCUGGCCCACGCCUACUUCCCCGGCGCCGGCAUCGGAGGAGACACACACUUUGACUCUGACGAGCCGUGGACGCUGGGCAACGCCAACCACGACGGGAACGAUCUGUUCCUGGUGGCGGUCCACGAGCUCGGCCAUGCGUUGGGUUUGGAGCACUCCAACGAUCCCAGUGCCAUUAUGGCUCCUUUCUAUCAGUACAUGGACACGCACAAUUUCAAACUGCCUCUGGACGACCUGCAGGGGAUCCAGAACAUCUAUGGUAUCCCCACAGCCAUGCUGGAGCCCACCCGGCCAUUACCCACCUUACCCUCUCGACGGACGCACUCCACCUCCGACCGGAAACACGACCGUCAUUCCCGCCCAGCACGCCCGCCAGGAGAUCGGCCCGCGCUGCCCGGAAACGGCAAACCCAACAUCUGUGACGGCAACUUCAACACUGUGGCCUUCUUCAGACGGGAGAUGUUCGUCUUCAAGGAUCGCUGGUUUUGGCGUCUGAGGAACAACAAGGUGCAGGAGGGUUACCCCAUGCAGAUCGAUCAGUUCUGGAAGGGCCUGCCGCCUCGCAUCGACGCCGCCUACGAGAGAUCCGACGGCAAAUUUGUCUUCUUCAAAGGUGAUAAGUACUGGGUGUUUAAGGAGGUGACGGCUGAGCCGGGGUACCCUCACAGCCUGGUGGAGCUGGGCAGCUGCCUCCCCAAAGACGGCAUCGACACGGCGCUGCGCUGGGAGCCCAUCGGAAAAACCUACUUCUUCAAAGGGGACCAGUACUGGCGCUACAACGAGGAGAAGCACACGGCGGACCCAGGGUACCCCAAACCCAUCUCUGUGUGGAAGGGCAUCCCGGACGGACCGCAGGGCGCCUUCAUCAGCCGGGAGGGAUUCUACACGUACUUCUACAAGGGGAAAGAGUACUGGAAGUUCGACAACCAGAAGCUGACGGUGGAACCCGGAUACCCCAAGUCCAUCCUGCGCGACUGGAUGGGCUGCGACCAGUCCGACAUGGAGCGCUCCGGCAGCAAGGGUAACCGCGGAGACCGCCAGCUGCCCCUCGACGACGUGGACAUCAUGGUGACCAUCAACGACGUCCCGACGACGGUCAACGCCAUCGCCGUGGUGAUCCCCUGCAUUCUGUCGCUGUGCAUCCUGGUGCUGGUGUACACCAUAUUUCAGUUCAAGAACAAAGGAGUGCAGCAGAACACCAUGACGCAGCACUACUACAAAUACCCUGUUCAGGAGUGGGUAUGACAGGCAACUCUCUUUUUGAAGAGGUCAAAGUUCACGGAUUGAAGGGCAUCAGAAGUCCUCAGAAUAUUCACUGGCUCUUGUUGGCUCACGGCCAUGAACGCCAGCAAAAAAAAAAACGAUGAAAAGUCUGUGCAGAAAGACGCUAGCUAGUGAUAAAAGGUCGGACACUGAAGAUGCUCUGUGGAAGUAGAUUUAGACAUCAGCUGUGUGUGUG